ACACACAUUCGUUGGAGAAGAAGAGUAAAGCAAAAGAAGCAAAAUAAUGGCAGAAGAAGCUCCAGCAGCACCCGCCGCCCCAGCUCCGGCAAAGGCACCGAAGAAGAAGUCCGCCAAGCCGGCGAAGAAGACCGGUCCCGGCCCUGGGGAGUUGAUUCUAAAAGCGGUGUCUGCUUCUAAGGAGAAGAAGGGGAUUUCAUUCAUCGCCCUGAAGAGGACACUGGCCGCUGAUGGAUACGACGUGGAGCACAAGGGCGUCCACAUUAAGCGGGCCGUCAGGUCUCUCAUCGAGAAAGGUGAACUGGUCCAGCUGAAAGGAACCGGGGCGUCUGGUUCCUACAAGAAAGCCGCCGCAGCCGAGAAGCCCAAAAAGAAGGUGGUGAAGAAAACACCAGCGACUAAAGCCAAGAAGCCGGCAACUCCGAAGAAGGCUGCCGCUAAGAAGACUCCCGCGGCCAAGAAGCCCAAGGCGAAGCCCACGACCCCGAAGAAGAAGUCCCCGGCUGUCAAGAGGAGUCCUAAGAAAGCCGCAAAGAAGGCUCCCAAGAAAACCGUGACUCCCAAGAAGGCCGUGACUCCCAAGAAGACCGCAAAGAAGGCCGUGAAAGCCAGAGUCGCCAAGCCAAAGAAGACCGCUGCCAAGAAAACAGCCAAAAAGUAAAGGAGAUUUGAUGUAACUACAAAAACAAAAGGUUCUUUUAAGAACCACUCACCUGCUUCUCAAGAGCAAAACUAUCACUCUGGACUACGUCACAACAUGUCUCUGUAUUUUCAUGAAACUUUUAUUAUCAACUGUUCCUUUAGCAAAUCUAUUUUUAUAUAUAUUUGCAUGUGAAAUAACGUGUUGCUCUUGUAUGAGUUGAUAGUGCUUAAACUUGUAAAAAGUUCAUUUAUACAUAUAAUGUUUUCUGUCCCUGUGGGAAUAAAUAAAACAACCGUUGUUAUUAA
This is a messenger RNA of Solea solea (common sole), 948 nucleotides long. RefSeq names its product histone H1-like. Gene Ontology annotation, cellular component: nucleosome. The transcript has a single exon. NCBI's taxonomy places the organism in Eukaryota, Metazoa, Chordata, Actinopteri, Pleuronectiformes, Soleidae. The record is from RefSeq and is a predicted model, not a curated record. Gene Ontology annotation, biological process: nucleosome assembly. Gene Ontology annotation, molecular function: structural constituent of chromatin; DNA binding. Bases 47 to 661 code for a protein of 204 amino acids.